AUGUCAGCGCCAACCUCCGCACCCUCCGCCGCGGCGGGUUGUGAUUCGCUAGCGCCGGAUGCCGGGCCGAAGCCGCUCGGUCCGACCCCGAGCCAGAGCCGCUUCCAGGUGGACAUCGUGGCCGAGGCGGCGGGCGCCACCGGAGACAAGUCCCCGAGCUCCGACGCCUCCACCACCGCGCCUUCCAGCGACGCCGCCGCCGCCGCUCCCGCGGGGGGCUCGGGUGCCUGCGGCGGAGAGGAAGCCAAAGGCCGGUUUCGCGUGGUGAACUUCGCGGAUCCCAGCGAAGCGGGCAGCGCGGCCUCCCCGGAGGCACCGGGAGACGGGCUGCAGAACGGGGACACGGUGAUGAGCGAGACCAGCCUGCAUUCCUCCACGGGGGGCCCGCACCACUACCACUACGACACCCACACCCACACCUACUACAUGAGGACUUUCGGCCACAACACCAUCGACGCGGUGCCCAACAUCGAUUUUUACCGGCAGACGGCAGCGCCGCUGGGGGAGAAACUCAUCAGACCCACCCUGUCGGAGCUGCACGACGAGCUGGACAAGGAGCCUUUUGAGGAUGGCUUUGCCAACGGAGAUGAGCUCACCCCCCCCGAGGAGGCCGCUGCUAAGGAGGCCGCCGACAACAAAGGAGUGGUCAAGUUUGGCUGGGUUAAGGGCGUGCUGGUCCGCUGCAUGCUGAACAUUUGGGGGGUGAUGCUCUUCAUCCGCAUGUCGUGGAUCGUGGGUCAGGCUGGAAUCGCUCUGGCCUGUUUGAUCGUUGCCAUGGCCACCGUCGUGACGACCAUCACCGGACUCUCCACAUCGGCCAUCGCCACCAACGGAUUUGUACGCGGAGGUGGAGCAUAUUACUUGAUUUCCAGGAGUCUUGGCCCAGAGUUUGGAGGUUCUAUUGGUCUGAUCUUUGCCUUUGCCAAUGCAGUGGCUGUAGCCAUGUAUGUGGUGGGCUUUGCCGAAACUGUUGCAGAACUUCUUGCCGGUGUAGAUGCCAAUAUGACUGACGAACUCAACGAUAUCCGCAUCAUCGGCACAAUCACCGUGAUCCUUCUCCUGGGCAUCUCCCUGGCAGGAAUGGAAUGGGAGGCCAAGGCCCAAAUAUUCCUUCUCAUUGUCCUCAUCACUGCCAUCAUCAACUACUUCAUCGGAUCGUUCAUUCCCUCCGCAUCAAAGAAACCUCUGGGCUACUUCGGCUAUGACGGUGCCAUCAUGUGGGAAAACAUGGGCCCUGACUUCCGAGAGGAGACCUUCUUCUCCGUCUUCGCCAUCUUCUUCCCCGCUGCCACUGGUAUUCUGGCAGGAGCCAACAUUUCCGGAGACCUCUCUGACCCACAGCUGGCGAUCCCCAGAGGAACCAUGCUGGCCAUAUUGAUCACAGGAAUCGUCUACCUGGGUGUCGCUGUCUCCACGGGCUCCUGCAUCGUGAGAGACGCCACGGGGAACCUGAACGACACCGUCAGCUCGCAGUUCAUGAUGAACUGCACCGACGCCGCCUGCAAAUUGGGCUACGAUUUCUCCAGUUGCAAGAGCGACAAAACCGCCUGCCGCUACGGACUGCAGAACGACUUCCAGGUGAUGAGCAUGGUUUCUGGCUUUGGGCCGGUCAUCACCGCUGGAAUCUUCUCUGCCACGCUGUCGUCAGCGCUGGCCUCUCUGGUCAGCGCGCCCAAGGUGUUUCAGGCUUUGUGUAAGGACAACAUCUACCCCGGCCUGGGCAUUUUCGCCAAAGGCUACGGCAAGAACAACGAGCCCCUCCGAGGAUACAUCCUGACCUUCGUCAUCGCUCUGGCCUUCAUCCUCAUCGCUGAAUUGAACAUAAUUGCUCCCAUCAUCUCCAACUUCUUCUUGGCGUCCUACGCCUUGAUCAACUUCUCUGUGUUUCACGCCUCGCUGGCCAACUCACCAGGAUGGCGUCCCAGCUUCAAAUACUACAACAUGUGGGUGUCCCUCGUCGGAGCCAUCCUGUGCUGCGUGGUGAUGUUUGUCAUCAACUGGUGGGCGGCGCUCAUGACCAACGUCAUCGUUCUGGGGCUCUUCAUCUACGUCAGCUACAAGAAGCCAGAUGUGAACUGGGGCUCGUCGACCCAGGCCCUGACCUACCACCAGGCCCUGACCCACACUCUGCACCUCAGCGGGGUGGAGGACCACAUCAAGAACUUCAGACCCCAGUGUUUGGUGAUGACCGGUUACCCCAACUCCCGUCCAGCUCUUCUGGAUCUGGUCCACUCCUUCACGAAGAACGUGGGCCUGAUGAUGUGUGGUCAUAUUCGCACGGGCUACAGAAGGCCAAACUUCAAAGAACUGGCCACAGACCAGGCCCGGUACCAGCGCUGGCUACUGAAGAACGAGACCAAGGCCUUCUACACGCCGGUGUUCGCCGAGGACAUGAGGCAGGGGGCUCAGUACCUGCUCCAGGCGGCGGGCCUCGGCCGCCUCAAGCCGAACACCUUGGUGCUGGGCUUCAAGAACGACUGGAGGGACGGCGACAUGAUGAACGUGGAGACCUACAUCAGCAUGAUCCACGAUUCCUUUGACUUCCAGUUCGGUGCUGUCAUUCUGCGACUGAAGGAGGGCCUGGACGUGUCCCACAUCCAGGGACCAGAUGAUUUGUUGUCCUCCCAGGAGAAGUCCUCGGGGAUGAAAGAUGUCAUCGUGUCCAUAGAUACCAGCAAAGACUCUGACGCAGACUCGUCCAAGCCGUCGUCCAAGGCCACCAGCAUCCAGAACAGCCCGGCUAUGCAGAAAGAUGAGGACGAGGACGGCAAAGCUACGACUCAGCCCCUGUUGAAAAAAGACAAGAAGAGCCCCAGCGUCCCGCUGAACGUGUCCGACCAGCGGCUGCUGGAGGCCAGCCAGCAGUUCCUGAAGAAGCAAGGGAAGGGCACGGUGGACGUGUGGUGGCUGUUUGACGACGGAGGUCUGACCCUGCUCAUCCCCUACCUGCUGACCAACAAGAAGAGGUGGAAGGACUGCAAGAUCCGCGUCUUCAUCGGCGGCAAGAUCAACAGGAUCGAUCACGACCGCCGAGCGAUGGCCACUCUGCUGAGCAAGUUCAGGAUCGACUUCUCCGACAUCAACGUGCUGGGAGACAUCAACACCAAGCCCAAGAAGGAGCACGUGUCGGCCUUCGAGGAGAUGAUCGAGCCGUAUCGGCUGAAGGAAGACGACAUGGAGCAGGAGGCGGCCGAGAGGCUGAAGGACAGCGAGCCCUGGAGGAUCACCGACAACGAGCUGGAGCUGUACCGCGCCAAGACUAAUCGUCAGAUCCGACUCAACGAGCUGCUGAAGGAGCACUCGAGCACCGCCAACCUCAUUGUCAUGAGUCUGCCGCUGGCCAGGAAGGGCGCCGUGUCCAGCGCUCUGUACAUGGCCUGGCUGGAGGUGCUGUCCAAGGAGCUGCCUCCCAUCCUGCUGGUGCGCGGCAACCACCAGAGUGUCCUCACCUUCUACUCGUAAACGCACGCGGGGCGACGGGCGUCUUCAAGUCUCGCAUCCACUUCUGCCUCUAGGAGCGCGCACACACACACACACACACACACGAAGGUGCACCUCAUACACUCCAGUGAACGCAGCCACUGACGCUGGUACUGUGAAUUAAAGUGAAGGAAGUGAUGCUGGUUGCGAUGAGGAGCGUCGGGCUUGUAAGGUGUCCCGCUCUACUCCUUUCUCUCUAUUUAUUCCAAGAUGUCCGGGUUCCUUCUCUUGUAGCUCUAGUUUCUUCUCAUUUCCAUGGGACAUUUUGUUAUCGACAAAGUUGCUCUGAAGCACUCGAGCACCACGUUCUCGUUCUCCCAGGACGGAGUACCUCGAUGUCACACUCGUCACGUUGAUUGGACCAGUUUUCUGUUGUUGUUGUUGUCGUCCUUAAACUUUGGGAGAGAAGCACGCAGAGCGCUUUGCAACACCCUCGAAAGCCUUAUGGAUGUGCCUUCCAUUUGAAUCAGAUUAAAUAGUUAUAAUCUAUCCAGAUUGACAAUAUUACCUAUUAUAUUAGUGGAUACUACUUUUUUUUAAUUGAGUUUUAAUGUGCUUCCUUCUUAGUUGGAGCAUUGUAUUUAUGAGCGUGAUGACAUGGAUUUAAUGAAGGGUGCCCACUAGAUUGCAUGAAGACUUCUUUCACUUUCUACCCUAAUCAAUGUGUUUUAUUUUGGACCAUAGCGUUACUUUGUCUUUCAUUUUCCUUUUUGAGUCUCUUUUUUUUUUUUAAGCUGUUUAGUAUUUCCAGUUUGUCUUUUAGGCGCCGUGCAUAGAAUGUUUUUAUGGGUCAAGUUGAGAUGUUCUUUAUCAGAAAAGAUGUGAACGUGGUUUCUCUGCUCUGGAGAGACGGCUGAUUGAACAGACUUUUUUUUUUCUUCUUUUUUUAAUAACUUGUGUGUUUCUGUGUCAACAUGUCAACCCCCCCCCCCCCCCCUCUACCCAAUAAGCUAAAGCCUUGCCUUAACGCUAGAACUAACGAUGGUCACCACUUCUCAUGAGCCACACUGGCUGGACGGUUUGUGUGUCAUGAGGAGUGUUGUUCCCCUUUGCGUCGUCCUCCACGAUCCACCUGCAUCCGUCUGUUCUCUGCUGGCCGACGCGCCGGCUUCACACUGAAGAAUGUGACCAUAGAUUGUGUCCUCUAUGCACAUGACCGUGUGCUACUCGUAAUAAAGGUCCAUCUCCAUGCAAACGGAUGUACGCUCCUCGGUUCAUGUAAAGGGCGCGUUGGCCCGGGGGCUUGUUGGGGGGGAAAAGCCAUGUCAUCAGUUUGAAAUGGGUCAUCUGCUCAUAAGAGAAUGUUGAUUUGGAUUAUUUUCAGAUGACCACACCGCUCUGCCGUAGUCCCAGAUUAAAAGUGGUUUGUGCCGUUACAAAAGAAGCUCCUUCCUGCUCGGUAUUGUAACGGUUCUUUACCAGAGCUGCAUGUUGGUGCGAAUAUGGUCACUCGUUGCACAAAACCAAAGAUGGUGACGCCCAAAAUGCAGCUUGAGAACGACCCCCAACCAGAGGUUGACGUGGCCCACCUCUGGUCUGCGUUCUAUCGCAGUGAACACGACUGAAGUCCGAUUGUCUGCCGUCAUUAAAGACCAGACCUUUGUUCUCCGUCACCUCCCAACACAAAUGUUCUGCGAGUGGCGCCUCCUUUUCGAUCCUGAUGGUGUAAUCGGGAUAGAAAACUAAUGCGUGUCGUAGUAAACUGACUUAAACUCAUCACUGUUCUAGCUUUCAUAAAUCUAAUGGAAUAACAGGGUUCUUACUUCCAGUGUGCUUAUUUCAUCGGAGUUGUUUCCAAAACAGACACUUCUUUUUUAAGCAUUUAGCGCCGUACUUUCGUGUACUUUCGUGUACUCCACCCUUCUGCAGCAGAGGACUGUGACCUCUGAGGUCAGCUGACUGGACUGUAUGAUGAGCUCCUUUCUCCUCCCCCCGUAUAUUUCAUCAUCACUGCUUCACCUGCCGAGUGUAUCGACCUGCUCGCAUGCAUGCAUGUCAUAGUUAGCAGUACACAAAUACUAACCGUAUGCCCCGCCCACCCGUGUCUUUGAAUAAGUACUUUCCAGGUGUGUGUGAGGGUGAGUGACAGCGUGUGUCGCGUCCCCGAACAGCCUCCGCUCACUUGUCGUGUUGGUUCAGGUCUUUGGACCCGAACCCACGUGUUCAGAGACCAGAAUCCGUUUGGUCGAGUCGUUUCCUGCUGGCGGUAACGGGUCCGGCCUUUGGGGGGCGCUGCUGUGCACGACGACCAGGUCCAGGAGUGUGUUUCCAUCCUGCUGAGAACACGGGUUACUCUGUAUUUGUACAUGGAAUACUCUAUAUAUCUACAUAAAUAUACAUGUAUUGGGCUGAGCUGAUCUUUGAUGGAACAAAACGACCUUUUUCAACCAAAUGUUGGCGUGUGACUUCAUUUAUCUCCAGGGCGAUGACGCUGCGUUCGACAAACCAAAUAAGACGCGUGCUCACGUUGUCGUCAUGUCAUCACUUUGUGUAUCCAGAUUGUCCCGUGUCCAGCCAUGAUGAUUGAUGUUGUACACAAACAUAAACUAACCUGUAAAUAAACAUUUAGUCUGAUGGCAUAAAUUAAGAGUCGAUUUAAUUAUGUCAGAUUUCAGAAUGGAGAAAGAUAUUUAUUUGAGUUGCUUUGGUUUCUCCACGUUUUUCUUUUCUUUUCUCUGUAUUUUUGGUUGUAAGUCUAGUUCAUUUGCAUGUUUUGUUUCGUUUGACUUUAGCUAAUUUAAGUCUGUACAUUCUCUCUUCAAUGUCUUUGGAAGUAAAGACGCUGAAGCAGAAAAGCCUGUUUUCACACAAACAAACGUGGAGGGAAUCCACCCAGCUGGUUGAAGCAGUAAUGUUUUGAUACGCUGUACUGUUAACGGUCACAGAUAUACUUUUUCUAACAUUUUAACAUUCAUGAUUACCAAUACUUUGUACAUCUUUAUUACAAUAAAUGAAUCAAAUGAAAUCAA
Messenger RNA from Gasterosteus aculeatus aculeatus (three-spined stickleback), 6449 nucleotides. It is a transcript of the gene slc12a2, whose product is annotated as solute carrier family 12 member 2. Gene Ontology annotation, molecular function: sodium:potassium:chloride symporter activity; ammonium channel activity. The record is from RefSeq and is a predicted model, not a curated record. NCBI's taxonomy places the organism in Eukaryota, Metazoa, Chordata, Actinopteri, Perciformes, Gasterosteidae. Gene Ontology annotation, biological process: ammonium transmembrane transport; potassium ion homeostasis; chloride transmembrane transport. Gene Ontology annotation, cellular component: apical plasma membrane.